Molecule: messenger RNA, 1887 nt
Organism: Colletotrichum acutatum
Lineage: Eukaryota; Fungi; Ascomycota; Sordariomycetes; Glomerellales; Glomerellaceae
Exons: 2
Coding region: 239-1633 (464 amino acids)
Source: RefSeq, a predicted model, not a curated record
GCCUGUCGGUGAGUUGAGAUAUCCAAGUAAGACAAGAGGCGGACGGAACUGAUACUUGACUUGAGGAAGGAGCGGUGCCUACCUAGUUAACUAACCUCGACUCUCCAUCACCUCGACUCUACACCACCUAGACUCUACAUCACCUCGACACCCUUCCUUUUGUUGUUGCUGCCAAAAGUUAACCACAUCAGCCCUCCCACGUCGCGCACCUCUUUCUUUUAAGUUAUCAACGACCAAGAUGCCGCCUCAUUUGCCUAACGAAGUCCUCCUGGCAGUCAUCGGAACCCUACGCAGCUCCAAGUCGACCCUCGAGCGCCCCGCCCAAAACUGCGCCACCUUGUCCAAGCUUUGCCGCGUGUCCAGAGGUUUCCAGCAAGUGGCCGAGCCCUUUCUCUACGAGUCGAUCUUUCUCAGUGAUGAUAGACUCAGCGCUUUCGUGGUUACUAUUGAACACAGGCCCUACCUUGGAAGCUACGUCAAGGAGCUCGACAUUCCCGUUGGUGGACUGACAGGCCUCACUCGCUUCUGGCUUCGGAAGCGACUAGAAGAGCGGCAAGACUCUAUCGAUCAUAGUCCUUUCAGGCGCGCCAUUGGACUGGCUUUGAACAGUAAGCAGCUCAUGAGUGGUCGCGAUGCUGACCUCGAAGGCAUCUAUUUGCUGCUUCUGGCUAUGCUGCUUCCGGAGGUGGAGGUCGUGCAUUUCGCACCCAACACAGUGAUGAUGGAAUUUGUCGCCGAGGUGGACCGCUCAGGACCUUUUCCUCGUCUACAACAGGUCUAUGCUGAGGGUGUUGGGACUGAUGAAGAAGGCUUAAAAGAAGGUAUGCCAGCCCGUCUGUGCGAAGCCUUCCUCUCGCCGACAGUGCAGAUCUUUCACGGCUUUCAUGUCGAGUGGCUGAGGCAUAUCAAGUGGCGAGGAGCGGAACGCAUGUCGUUGAAGUCAGUACACCUCGGACGCUCGCUGUGCAAUGGAACAGGCGUGAAGGAUCUUCUCAGUCACUGUCCCGACCUUGAGAGAGUCAGCAUUAAAUGGGCAGGUACAUACCUCCAGCACGAUACCGAGAACAUCGACUUCCCCUUCUACGAUCAAAUUGGCGAGGCGCUAAGACGAUAUGGCCACAACCUUCGAGAGCUCGAGCUGGACUGUCUUGAGGAAAAUCACUAUAAUUGCGACUACCCUCGAACUAUUGAGGAACUGGAAGAAGAACGUAUCGGUUCGCUGCGGGAAAUGAUGCGGCUCAGAACGCUCCGGUUGCCCCUCGACCUGCUACUUGGGGAAGACGACUAUACACCUCAUCUGGAAGAGGAAGAUCAUGAGAUUGGGCCGCAGAUGCUGGCACUGACCCUCAGCGAUGUCUUGCCGAGCUCUUUGGAGAUACUGGAGCUGAUGAGCUGUCCAUGGAAUGGGAUAGAGCAUUUGCACACUCAGAUACAUGACUUGCUGGCAACCGGACAGAUGGCGAAUCUGCGUUCCAUCUUGGUAGAAAGACACCGAGGGGAGUUCCACCGCGACAUCGCCCACCUCGGCUGGAAUGCCAGCAUUAUUGAGGACUCCUAUACCAGUCUCCCGGACCUCAAGUGGGAGUGGAACACCUUGUUCAUCGCCAGGAAGGAAUGCUCUCGGAUCGCGUAAAAACAAGGUUGUUUCGCUACGGCUUCCUGAUCGAAAUUGGAACCGAUUCAGGUGUCGGAUUUUAGCCAAAGUUUUAUCAACUAAACUUAGCAGGGAACGGAAUAAGAUAAAUGGUUUCGGACCGCAUGUUCUCUGGCAAGCUGAGUCUUUGGGAUGUGAUGAUGGUGUCAAGGGAUUCACACAAUACUAGGCAAGCUUAGUAAAGAAUAUGCACUGUGAAGCGCCUUCAGAGGAGAAUGAUGGCAACAAUGAUU